This is a messenger RNA of Abrus precatorius (Indian licorice), 1397 nucleotides long. RefSeq lists its product as uncharacterized. Lineage: Eukaryota; Viridiplantae; Streptophyta; Magnoliopsida; Fabales; Fabaceae. The record is from RefSeq and is a predicted model, not a curated record. Gene Ontology annotation, molecular function: 3'-5'-RNA exonuclease activity. The transcript is spliced from 7 exons. Bases 372 to 1304 code for a protein of 310 amino acids.
GUUUCUUUGGUUGGUAGUGAAGAGGUGAACAUGGCAUUAGGCAUUACCAAUUUGGCAUUGCAAGAAAAAGGGUUUGCUUGGUUUGACUUUUGACCUUCCAAAAUCCAAACUUCAGAGUCAGACUAAACACACACACAACCUCUUUCUUCUUUCACACCUACCAUAUUACUAAGAAAAAAAGAAAAAGAUAAAAUUCCACCUUUUUUUGCUGUCUGGCAUUUUGUUGAAAGGGUGUCUUCAUGAGAAAGAUUAAUAUUUAUAUAUGUCAGAGCAUGACAACCUGUUUGAGAUUUGUUCCUUCUUGAAGCAUUCUUUAUAUUGGAUCGAUUAGCUAUGAAGUAGAGAGAAGGGGAGGAAGAAAGAGAAGAAAAAUGAGUGUGUCUUUGACUGUGAUGACCUUCAAUCUGCAUGAUGAUGAACCACAAGAGAGUCCUAAUUCGUGGGAGAAGAGAAGGGACUUGUGUAUUAGCGUUAUCACCAGUUACUCACCCAUCAUCCUUUGUACCCAACAAGGAGUGAAAGCACAACUGGAUUUUCUCCAGCAGGGUUUGCCAGGUUAUGAUCAGUUUGGGAUAUCACGGAUAGGGCCCCAGGACACUACGGAUGAGCAUUGUACCAUCUUCUAUGAUAGGGAAAAGGUAGAGCUUCUGGAAGGUGGAACCUUUUGGUUGUCGGAGUCUCCCUCUGUACCUGGAAGCAUGUCAUGGGGUUCUGAAGUUCCUUGUAUUGCAACAUGGGCUACAUUUCAACUAAAAGGACUCGAGCCUCCUGGAUUUUCUUUUCAGAUAGUAAAUACAAACAUGGAUGAGUUCAGUCCUCGUGCCCGUAGACGGAGUGCUUUACUCACAUGGCAGCACAUUGCAUCCUUACCCCCAAGCCUGCCGGUUGUGUACUGUGGAGGCUUCAAUACACAAAAGGAAUCAACUACUGGACGCUUUCUUCUUGGACGAUCGAGAGAGCAUGGUGUAGUUGGCGAUAUGAGGGAUGCAUGGCCUAGUGCUCGAGUGAGGAAAAAUGUUUCCCUAAUCCGCACUUAUCAUGGAUUCAAGGGUGACAAACAGGGAGCCCUUGAAUUCCUCAAGUUAAUUUUUAGAGCUCUCUGCCUCUGCUGGGAUCGCCAAACACAAGAUCUUCACAUUGAUUGGAUCCUUUUCAGAGGUAGAUCACUGAUUCCUGUUUCUUGUGAAGUGGUGAAUGAUAAUAUUGAUGGGUAUUAUCCAUCAUCUCAUUUUCCUAUAUUUGCUGAGUUUAUGCUUCCUCGCACUGUAAGAAUGCUAGAAUCACCUGUACAAGAAGAUAACUAAAAUUAUAUUUCUUGCUAUAUCUGGCUUCCUCCCUGGUUCUCUUUUUUUCCCCUUGUAGUUGUUUCCAUCAUGAAUGUCUUUCUUAGUGGAAUU